AUGGAUACCACUCAAGAUAUAAGUAAGAUUGAUCAACUAAGUCAAGUUAUUCGAUACGUUUCGGUUGUUUUAGACGCUAAUGGGUAUCCUAAAACAUUGCAAAUAAAUGAAUCAUUCAUUGGCUUUGUAGAAAUUUUAGAUCAAUCAGGUGUUGGUUUAGAGGAAUCUAUUAUUAAUUGUAUCACAAAAAAUAAUUUAAAUUUGUCUAAACUUCGUGGUCAAGGGUAUGAUGGGGCUGCCAACAUGAGUGGUGUAUAUUCAGGUGUCCAGGCUAGGUUAAAAUCUAAACAAAAAUUGGCAACAUAUAUCCAUUGUGCUUCUCAUAAUUUGAACUUAGUUUUAAACGAUGCAAUGAAUUCUUCAACGGAAGUAAAAAAUUUCUUUGGACUCGUGGAAAAAAUUUAUAUAUUUUUUUCAAAUAGUAUUAAACAUUGGCAAUUACUUUUAUCUUCAGAGUCAUCAGAUAUUUCAUUUACAUUAAAAAGAUUAUGUACCACUCGUUGGUCAUCAAGUGUAGUUUUCAUUGGCAAAAUUCUGGAAACUGUAAAUGUUGUAUCAAAAGUUCUUCAGUCUCCUAAACAAGAACUGAGCACAGCAGUUUCCUUGCUUAAUUCUGCGUUGAGAAAUCUUCAAGAAUACAGGUCACAAUACACUGAUUUUUUUGAAAUAGCAGUAGAAAUGGCAAAAAUAUGGGGUGUACCACAAAAAUUUCAAGAAAAAAGAAACCGAAGAGAACGUUUUACCAGUUUAAAUAACGUAUUCAAAAUAUUUGAAGUUAUUCAACCGAAUUCAUUGAUUAAUUUAACAGACGAACAAAUUUAUAACUCCGCUAAUAAAUUGGUAAAAUAUUAUGAUUCUGAUUUAUCUAAUGCUCUUGCUGGUCAAAUUUUAUCGUUCAGAUCUUGUUUUAAAGAAGAAAUUACAAAAAGAACCUCGGUAAAAGAAAUUACCGAAUUACUUGUUAUAGAGAAUCCUACAUUAGCAACAACAUUUUCUGAAAUAUGUACAGCGUGCAUCACAAUGUGUGAAGAAAGAUUAAGUGGACUUGGAAUUCUGUCUAUUGAAAACGACCGAGCUCGUCAGUUAAACUUAAAAGAAAUAAUUAAUAACUUUGCGGAAAAAAAAGCACGCAAACGAAAUUUUCACUGA
Messenger RNA from Daktulosphaira vitifoliae (grape phylloxera), 1149 nucleotides. RefSeq lists its product as uncharacterized. The transcript is spliced from 4 exons. Bases 1 to 1149 code for a protein of 382 amino acids. The record is from RefSeq and is a predicted model, not a curated record. Lineage: Eukaryota; Metazoa; Arthropoda; Insecta; Hemiptera; Phylloxeridae.